Fusarium falciforme is the source of this 3213-nucleotide messenger RNA. Its product is annotated as Eukaryotic translation initiation factor 3 subunit A. Gene Ontology annotation, biological process: formation of cytoplasmic translation initiation complex; translation reinitiation. The transcript is spliced from 3 exons. Gene Ontology annotation, molecular function: translation initiation factor activity; mRNA binding. Lineage: Eukaryota; Fungi; Ascomycota; Sordariomycetes; Hypocreales; Nectriaceae. Gene Ontology annotation, cellular component: eukaryotic translation initiation factor 3 complex, eIF3e; multi-eIF complex; eukaryotic translation initiation factor 3 complex, eIF3m. Bases 1 to 3213 code for a protein of 1070 amino acids. The record is from RefSeq and is a predicted model, not a curated record.
AUGCCUCCUCCGCCGCACCAAAAGCCCGAGAAUGUCCUGAAGCGCGCCAACGAGCUCAUUGGCGUUGGCCAGGCCCCCGCGGCCCUGACCUUGCUGCACGAGCACAUCACCAGCAAGCGCUCCCGAAAUGUUCCCAUCGUCUCGCUGGAGCCUGUGAUGCUCCUCCUCGUCGAGCUCUCCGUCGAGCAGAAGAAGGGCAAGCUUGCCAAGGAUGCUCUCUACCAGUACAAGAACAUCUCUCAAAACACAAAUAUUGCUACCAUCGAGCUGGUCUUGAAAAAGUUCAUCGAGCUCGCCGUCCAAAAGGUCACCGCCGCCCAGCAAAAGGCCGAUGAGGUCCAGGAGAGCAUUGAGGCUACCGCCGCCACCUCCAGUGUCGACGAUCUCGAGGCCAGUGAGACUCCCGAGUCUAUCCUCCUUGCCACCGUCUCUGGUGAACAGUCCCGAGACCGCACAGACCGGGCGAUCGUCACUCCUUGGCUCAAGUUCCUCUGGGAGGCCUACCGAACUGUCCUCGACAUUCUCCGAAACAACGCCCGCCUGGAGAUCCUCUACCAGAGCACCGCUACCCAGGCCUUCGACUUCUGCCUCAAGUACACUCGCAAGACCGAGUUCCGACGUCUCUGCGAGCUGCUCCGCAACCAUGUCCAGACCGCGGCCAAGUACUCGUCGCAGAUGCACGCCAUCAACCUGAGCGAUCCAGACACUCUUCAGCGACACCUUGAGACGCGUUUCCAGCAGCUUAACGUUGCCGUCGAGCUCGAGCUCUGGCAGGAGGCUUUCCGAAGUGUUGAGGACAUCCACACCCUGCUCAACCUCAGCAAGCGACCCCCCAAGAACGUCAUGAUGGCCAACUACUACGAGAAGCUCACCCGAAUCUUCCUCGUCGGCGAGAACUAUCUCUUCCACGCUGCUGCUUGGUCUCGAUACUACACUCUCCUCCGUCAGUCCUCCGUCCUGGUUGCCAGCGGCCAGGGCAAGAAGUCCGACAACCCCCCUGCGUCUGAGGCCGAUCUCCAGAAGGCUGCCUCUUUCGUCCUUCUCUCCGCCCUCGCCAUCCCUGUCAUCAGCACCUCGCGAUCCCGCGGUGCCAUGGUUGACUUUGACGAGGCCCGAAAGAACAAGAACUCCCGCCUGACUCACCUCCUUGGCAUGUCCCAGGCUCCCACUCGUGCCAGACUGUUCCGGGAUGCCCUUUCCAAGUCCCUCCUUCAGCGUGCUCGCCCCGAGAUCCGAGAUCUGUACAACAUCCUUGAGGUUGACUUCCACCCCUUGUCCAUCUGCCAAAAGAUCUCUCCUAUCCUGACCAAGAUUGGUGCCGAUGCCGAGAUGGAGAAGUACAUCCUCCCUCUGCAGCAGGUCAUCCUUACCCGUCUCUUCCAGCAGCUCUCCCAGGUCUACGAAACUGUUGACCUCUCUUUUGUUGAGAGCCUGGCCCAGUUCCCCGAGCCCUACCAGGUCACUCGCGGCACCAUUGAGAAGUUCAUCAUGAACGGUAACAAGAAGGGCGAUCUUUCUAUUCGCAUGGACCAUGCCACAGGCGUCCUUAGCUUCGACAACGACGUCUUCUCGUCCUCCAAGGCUGGCCACAGCGGAUCCGGUGCUGGAUCUGCCGAGUCCGAGACUGGCACUGUUCAGCGUCUCCAGAGCACUCCCUCCGAGAUUGUUCGUUCCCAGCUCACUCGUCUUGCCAAGUCUCUCUUUACUACCUGCCACUACAUUGAUCCCAGCUUCAACAAGGAGCGCCUUGAGGCCCGCGCCGCGGCUCUUGCCCGUGCCAAGGCUGGUGCUGAGCAGGAGCAUCUGGAGAUCCUCGCCAGAAAGGAAGUCAUUCAGAAGCGCAAGGAGGAGGCAUCCGAGAUCCAGGCUCGCAAGGAGAAAGAGAAUGCUCGCCAGAAGCGACUCCGCGAGCAGGCUCUGCAGGAGGCCGAGGAUAAGCGACUUGCUGCCGAGCAGAAGGAGCGUGAAGCCAAGCGCCUCAAGGCCGAGCGUGACCGUGUUCGCAAGGAGGAGCUCAAGAAGCAGAUCGCUGACCUCAAGAUGGGCGAUAAGGCUAUUGACAUCGACCUUGAGGAUCUUGACAACCUUGACAGCAACCGUCUCCGUGCCAUGAAGCUGGCCCAGCUGGAACGGGAGAAGAACGAUGUCAACGAGCGUCUUCGCAUCACUGGCAAGCGACUCGACCAUCUUGAACGUGCCUUCCGUAAGGAGGAGGCCAAGAAGUUGCACGAGGACCAUGCCAGGCAGAUCGAGGAGGACCGCGCCAUCUAUGAGAAGGUCAAGGCCCAGACCCUCAAGGACGCAGAGCAGAAGCACAAGGAGAGUGUCGAACUCAAGCACCGGCUUAGCCGCCUGGUGCCCCAGUACGAGGCUUUCCGCGACUCGCUCCAUGAGCGUCGUCGUGAUGAGUUUGAGAAGCGCCGCCGUGAUGCUGAGCGAGAACUCGAGAAGCAGAUUUCCAUCCGUAAGAAGGAGGUUCGCGACCGACGUCUCCGCGAGAAGCGCGAGCGCGAGGAGAAGGAGCGCGAGCUCCGCGAGGCCGAAGAGAAGGCGGCCCGCGAGAAGGAGGAGCAGCGCCGCCGGGAGGAGGCACGCAAGGAGGAGCUCGCCAAGCUCAAGGAGCAGCGAGAAAAGGAGCGUCAAGAGAUGCUGGAGAAGGCUGCCCUUCAACAGCGACGCGAGGAAGAGGCUCUGGCCCGUCGCAAGGCCGAGAAGGAACGGGGACCACCUACCUUCUCUCGGGGUCCGGAGCGUGCGGAGCGUGCGGAGCGUGCAGAGCCGAGCGAGGGCCGAAGGCCACCCGUCUUCGGUGCCGGCAAGUGGCGGGAGCGCGAGGCCAACAAGGGUGGCGACGCCCCUCCCCCAGCCCGUGGACCUCCCAUGGAGAGGGCCGAGUCCAACGACCGCCCCUCUGCUGGUGGUCCCCCCCGACUGCAGCUUGCUGGCUCUGGCAACAGGCCCAGCUGGCGUGACCGUGAGGCGGCCAAGGGCGGUAGCGGUGGGGCUGAUGCCGGUCCUUCCGCUCCUCCCCCUCGCUUCGCUCCUCGGGGCGGUGCGCCGAUGGACCGUGGAGACUCGGGACGUGGUGAGGGACGUGGUGAGGGACGUGGUGAGGAGGACCGAAAGCAGUCCCCUGCUCCUCCUGCCGAGCCUCUGCCAGCAACGCGGGCACCUGGCAAGUGGGUUCCUCCUCAUCUGAGGAACAAGGCUUAA